AUGGAACCAGUCGAUUCACCUCACAACCUAGCCUUGGUGGAAUCCUCAUCAUCGAUAGCUGAGAGGGAGGAUCAUAUUGACUCGAAUUCUGUGAGAGCUACACCAACUUCUGUCUUCACAAAUCAGCCUGAAAGAGAAUGGAACUUGGAACUCAUUCCAGAAGGAGAGGAAACAAAAAUGGAAAUCCAAGAGCAUAAUGAGAAAGAAGUAAGGCCAAAGGGAACCAGGAUAAGAAGCAGAAAGGCAAAAUGUGGAAAAGAACAUCAGCCAAGAUCUCGUCCAAUCAGUGAUCUCGGCCGUGGGGCCAGCCAAGGUCGGAGCUCGGAUCUCGCCUGCAAUCGACCAUCUCGAUGCGUGGACUCAAGCAGGAUCGAGGCUCGCGUACCUGCACGUGACUCAAUGAAGGCCGACAGAGCCCGGCCGGAACAGAAGCCCAGACGAAGAGGCCCGUUAAUUGCAGAUCUGGUUGCUUACGGGUGGCUGUUCAUUGCGAAUCCGGAUUUGGUCGAACGGUUGAAGCUGGUUCUCGAAAUAAGAACAAAAAUAAGAGAAUAA
Messenger RNA from Striga asiatica, 555 nucleotides. NCBI's taxonomy places the organism in Eukaryota, Viridiplantae, Streptophyta, Magnoliopsida, Lamiales, Orobanchaceae. The record is from the annotation of a GenBank genome assembly.